Messenger RNA from Chaetomium globosum CBS 148.51, 438 nucleotides. RefSeq lists its product as uncharacterized. The transcript is spliced from 3 exons. NCBI's taxonomy places the organism in Eukaryota, Fungi, Ascomycota, Sordariomycetes, Sordariales, Chaetomiaceae. The coding region runs from base 1 to 438 and encodes 145 amino acids. The record is from RefSeq and is a predicted model, not a curated record.
AUGUGGUUCCAGUCACCAACGAGGGUGCCGGCUCACGGCUACCCAACCAUAAGGGCGGGGACGGGGGGAGCCGCCACCGGGCUACGAUACCUAGGUAGUGUUUAUAUACAACAUGUGGAUGUGGCUCUAAGAUCCAGUUCUAGUAGCCAUCCGGUAUCUUGCUCAUGGAUUGGUGUCAGAAGACCGUCCUACAGACCUGCUAGAACCCACCGAAAGAGAAACAAGCCGAAGGACGGCCUGUUCGGCGCCGCCGCCCGGGGCUCACGGCGCUCGGCCACUUUCGGGAGGCCGCUGCCAUUCCUGGGCAAGGCAUACACACCUAGCUCUGAACCUGCAAAGGCCGGUUACUACAAGGGUGGAACUGGGAACUGGUCUAUUAGUGAGCAUCAGGCCUGGUGGAGAAGUCUAGCCCGAAUGGGAGCGAGACAGCUGUAUUGA